UUUUCGUAAUACCUUCGUUGACUUAAGUUCAAAAUGCGUUCGCUGUUUAUUGUCGCUCUUUUGGCCUUCCUGGCUGUUGGCUUUGUGGCUGCUCGCCCGGCUGAGGAUGAAGACACCGCUGUGGAGGAAGUUGCUGAUGGAGAGGAUACUGCAGCAUCCUCUGGUGAUGAGGCUACCCAAGAUACCGAUGCUGAGGAGAGUCAGGAUAACGAUGCUGAGGAGAGUCAGGAUAACGAUGCUGAAGAGAGACAGGAUAACGAUGCUGAAGGGUCUCAGGAUAACGCUGCUGAGGAAUCCGAAGGCGACUCUGCUGAUGAAGAGUCCAGCGAUGAGGAUGAGGUCACCACCACCACCACUGCCAAGCCCAGGAAGCACAUUCGUCCCUUCUGGCCCAGAUUCGGUGGUCAUGGUCCAGUCGUGAUCCACAGGCGUGGUCUCCUGCUCCGCAAGGCCUAAGUCUUCAAGAUACUUUCACUUUUCUAAUACACUUUCUACCUAUAAACUUCAGUUCUUCUCUAAAUAAAGAAACACAAAAUGUCUAAGACGAAA
Molecule: messenger RNA, 549 nt
Organism: Drosophila serrata
Lineage: Eukaryota; Metazoa; Arthropoda; Insecta; Diptera; Drosophilidae
Source: RefSeq, a predicted model, not a curated record